UAAAAGGGGUGUGUGGGGGGGAAACAAUGCGAAACCUCGCGAGAGUUCGCGGUGUUUUCGACGUUGGAUUGGCUACCCUUCUCCGGCACUGAGAUUUCUUCUCGUACGUUUCCUUUCCGCCUUGACAUUUCCCCUACUCCAAAUCUCGCGAGAAAGGCAGCAAAGUCUCGCGCCGUUAGAAGCGCGAUGGCGGUUCCUGCGGAGUGGGCGCUCUGGCUUUUGGGCGCUGCUUUUGCCUGAGUCUCGUCGAAACCGGAGAGGGCCCCUCUGGUCGAGGCGGUUGUACUUCCCCCCCGCCCCAUGAGAGGAAGUGGAGCGGGGCGCCUGGCCCCUCUUCCGCCUUCCCACCCACCUGAGGGAUGAAGGCAGCCCAGGGGCCCGCCGAAGAUUCAGAGAAAUUGAACAAGAUGAAUUCACUCCUGGAAAGGCUUCAUGUCAAAUUUAAUCCCAAUAGUAGACCUUGGACAGAGACCAUGAAACUUGUCCGACAAGUUAUGGAAAAACGAGUUGUAAUGAACUCUGGAGGUCACCAGAAUCUUGUCAGCUGCUUGGAAACAUUACAGAAGGCCUUGAAAGUGACAUCUCUGCCUGCCAUGACAGAUCGCUUGGAGUCCAUUGCUAGGCAAAAUGGCCUUGGAUCUCAUCUUAGUGCUAAUGGCACUGAAUGCUACAUAACGUCAGACAUGUUCUAUGUGGAGGUCCACUUGGAUCCUACAGGACAGCUAUGUGAUGUUAAGGUGGCACAUCAUGGAGAAAACCCUGUGAGUUGCCCAGAGCUGGUACAGCAUCUAAGAGAGAGAAACUUUGAUGAAUUUUCUAAGCACCUUAAGGGUCUCGUGAAUUUGUAUAAACUGCCAGGUGACAACAAACUGAAAACUAAAAUGUACUUGGCUCUUCAGUCCUUGGAGCUUGAUCUUUCAAAGAUGGCAGGAAUGUACUGGCAAGCCACCAAUGCAAGCCCAUUGGACAAGAUUCUGCAUGGAAGUGUAGGUUACCUCACCCCAAGGAGUGGAGGUCACUUGAUGAAUCUGAAGUAUUAUGUUUCACCCUCCAAUAUGAUUGAAGAUGGAACUGGAGCUCCUGUCAUUCUAAAUGAAGGCAAUGUUCCUCGACACCUUGGUAUGAAUGUGUAUGUUACAAUUGAAGGAACAUUGACUAUGAACAAGCUUCCAAUUGCCCCUUUGAUUAUGGGGUCUCAUCCUGUGGACAACAAAGGGACUCCCUCCUUCUCUUCAAUCACCAGUGCCAAUAGUGUUGAUUUGCCCGCCUGUUUUUUCCUGAAGUUCCCAAAGCCUAUUCCAGUAUCUCGGGGCUUCAUUCAGAAACUUCAGAACUGCACAGGCAUCCCGUUAUUUGACUCCCCUCCGACAUACGUCCCUUUAUAUGAACUCAUCACUCAAUUUGAGCUAUCCAAGGAGGAUGACUCUGCACCUUUAAACCACAGUAUGCGCUUUUAUGCUGCCCUGCCAGGACAGCAGCACUGCUACUUCCUCAACAAAGAUGCCCCCUUGCCAGAUGGGCGAAGUCUUCAAGGAACUCUCCUUAGCAAAAUAGCUUUUCACCACCCUAGUCGAGUUCCUCUCAUCCUCAAUAUGAUCAGGCAUCAGGUGGCCUAUAACACACUGAUAGGCAGCUGUGUCAAGCGAACAGUCUUGAAAGAAGAUUCUCCUGGCAUCCUCCAGUUUGAAGUCUGCCCUUUGUCGGACUCCUGCUUCAGUGUGUCUUUUCAGCAUCCUGUGAACGACUCCUUGGUUUGUGUGGUAAUGGAUGUGCAAGAUUCUACGCAUGUGAAUUGCAAAUUAUAUAAAGGCCUCUCCGAUGCACUCAUCUGCACAGAUGACUUCAUUGCUAAAGUUGUCCAAAGAUGCAUGUCAAUUCCUGUGACCAUGAGAGCUAUCCGGAGAAAAGCUGAGACCAUCCAAGCAGACACACCAGCCCUGUCACUUAUUGCUGAGACAGUUGAAGAUAUGGUGAAAAAGAACCUGCCUCCAGCCAGCAGCCCAGGUUAUGGCAUGACCACCGGAAACAACCCAAUGAGUGGCACCACCACCCCAACCAGCACAUUCCCUGGCGGUCCUAUCUCCACCUUGUUCACAAUGAGUAUGGGCAUAAAAGAGCGUCAUGAUUCUGUGAACCAUGGGGAAGACUUCAGCAAAGUGUCACAGAACCCCAUUCUUACAAGCUUGCUACAAAUCACAGGCAACGUAGGCUCCACCAUCGGGUCCAGUCCCACUCCUCCACACCACACACCACCUCCUGUGUCAUCUCCUGCAAGCAACACCAAGAACCACCCGAUGCUCAUGAACCUCUUGAAGGACAAUCCAGCUCAAGACUUCUCAACUCUCUAUGGGAGCAGUCCUCUAGAGAGACAGAAUUCUUCUUCUGGCUCUCCAAGGAUGGAAAUGGGGCCAAGUGGGAACAAACAGAAGAAGAAAAAAUCACGUGUCCUUGUGGACAAACCCAAACAUCAGACUGAAGAUGAUUUCCAGAGAGAACUGUUUUCCAUGGACGUUGAUUCCCAGAAUCCCAUCUUUGAUGUUAAUAUGACAACUGACACUUUAGAUACUCCCCAUAUUACUCCAGCACCCAGUCAGUGCAGCACUCCACCAACAGCCUAUCCACAGUCUAUGCCUCAUGUCCAGCCCAGUAUUCAGAGGAUUGUCCGGCUCUCCAGUUCAGACAGUAUUGGUGCUGAUGUCACAGAUAUCCUCUCUGACAUUGCAGAAGAAGCAUCCAAGCUGCCAAGCACGAGUGAAGAUUGCCCUCCUAUUGGGACACCAGUAAGAGACUCAUCCAGUUCAGGACAUUCCCAAAGCGCCCUGUUUGAUCCUGAUGUCUUUCAGUCAAACACCAGUGACAACCCAUACACUGAUCCAGCUGAUCUGAUUGCUGACGCCACUGUGAGCCCAAAUAGUGACUCUUCUAAUCAGUUUUUCCCUGAUGGCGUUGAUUUCAACCCUGAUCUCCUGAACAGCCAGAGCCAAAGUGGUUUUGGAGAAGAAUAUUUUGAUGAUAGCAGCCAGAGCGGAGACGCUGACGACUUCAAGGGCUUUGCACCACAAACGAUAAGUACUCUGGGCGUGCAAGUGCUGGGGGGAGAUGGAGGGGAGAGUAAGUUCAAGGCAUGUAGCCAAACGGACACAGUCGACUUUAGUAUUAUCACUGCUGCCAGCAAAGCUCUGGGAGCCUCUGAUGUUAUGGAGCAUCAUAGUGGAAGCCAGAGCCCUUUACUGAGCACAGGAGAUUUGGGGAAGGAAAAAUCACAGAAGCGGGUCAAAGAGGGGAAUGGAUCUGGGAGUUCUUUAACGGGCCCUGGGCUGGAUGGCAAGGGUGGAAAACGCAGCCGCACCCCAUCCAGUGAUGGGAAGAGUAAAGAAAAGGUCCAGAAGCGGAGGAAGGUGGAGCCAGAAGGCAAAUCUCCCUCUCAUAGUUCAUCCACCAGACCUUUCACCCCACCAGCAAGCACAGGUGGCUCAAAAUCUCCUGGAAGUUCAGGCAGGUCUCAGACACCCCCUGGGGUAGCCACUCCUCCCAUCCCUAAAAUCACCAUCCAAAUUCCCAAGGGAACAGUGACUGUUGGCAAACCCUCCCAUGGGCAGUACACAAGCAGUGGCUCAGUCUCCUCUUUGAGCAGCAAAAGUCAUCAUAGUCAUUCCUCCUCCUCCUCUUCCUCCUCCUCAUCGUCAUCCUCGUCUUCGUCGUCUUCCUCAUCGACCUCCGGCAAAAUAAAGAGCAGCAAGUCGGAUGGGUCUUCUGGGUCCAAGAUGAGCAGCAGCCUCUACUCGGGCCAAGGCGGCUCUGGAUCAGGUCAGUCCAAAAGCUCCACCCAAUCAGUGGGCAAGCCUGGGUCCUCCCCCAUCACAAAACACGGCCUGAGCAGCGGCUCUGGAGGUACCAAGAUCAAACCUCAAGGGAAGCCUUCAUCGCUUAUGAACCCUUCCAUGAGUAAACCAAACAUUUCUCCUUCUCAUUCUAGACCCUCGGGCGGUUCUGACAAGCUGGCCUCUCCGAUGAAACCCGUUCCAGGUACUCCCCCGUCGUCUAAAGCAAAGUCCCCUAUUAGUUCCGGUUCCGGAGGCUCGCACAUGUCUGGGACAGGAUCAAGCUCAAGCAUGAAGUCCUCUUCAGGGAUGGGAUACUCCGGUUCUAUGUCCCAGAAGCCACCCCCUUCUUCAACUUCUUCAACUGGAUCUUCAUCUUCCUUUUCAUCUGGCAGCUCUUCCAUGUCAUCUUCUCAGAAUCAGCAUGGGUGUUCUAAAGGCAAGUCCCCAAGCCGGAACAAAAAGCCAUCUUUGACUGCUGUCAUUGACAAACUCAAGCAUGGUGUUGUCACUAGUGGCCCUGGUGGGGAAGACUCAAUGGAUGGACAGAUGGUUCAAACUUCUAGUUCUUCAAGUCACUCCAUGUCCUCAAAACACAGCUUGUCUGGAAGUGAAUUACAGGGGAAGCGGGACAGAAGUGACAAGGAGAAGUCCAAAGUCUCUGUUUCAGGAGGUUCUUCUGAAUCUUCUAAAAAGACAUCUGAUUCAAAGAAUGUUGGAAGCACUGGAGUAGCCAAGAUCAUCAUCAGCAAACAUGAUGGUGGCUCUCCUAGCAUUAAAGCCAAAGUUACUUUGCAGAAACCUGGGGAAGGAGGUGGGGAUGGCUUGAGAUCUCAGAUGACCUCUUCUAAAAGCUAUGGGUCACCACUGAUAAGUGGGUCUACUCCAAAGCAUGAGCGCUGUUCACCAAGCCACAGUAAGUCUCCGGCAUAUACCCCACAAAACAUUGACAGUGAGAGUGAAUCAGGAUCAUCCAUAGCAGAGAAAUCCUAUCAGAACAGCCCCAGCUCUGAUGAUGGAAUUAGACCUCUUCCAGAAUACAGCUCAGAAAAGCAUAAGAAGCACAAAAAGGACAAGAAAAAAGUGAAAGAUCGGGACAGAGACAGGGAUCGUGACAAAGAAAGGGAGAAAAAGAAAACUCACAGCAUUAAGCCGGAAAGCUGGUCUAAAUCUCCCAUCUCUUCUGAACAGUCUCUGUCUAUGACAAGCAGUGCUAUCCUUACAUCAGACAGGCCCUCCAGGCCUAGUCCUGAUUUUUCAAUUGGGGAGGAAGAUGAUGAUCUCAUGGAUGUUGCCCUGAGAAGAAACUGAGCAUUUCUAGCAAAGGUGGCAGUGGGAUGGUGGUGUUUCAUUUAUUUUAUUUUUCUGUUUUCUAAGUUUUGAGUAUGCACGACACCCAAAUGGGUUAAAUUAAGGACAAAUCUUCUGAUUUGGACAAUUUUCUUGAUGGCUAGUGUAGAUAAAAAAAUUAUUUAAAUUCUAGGACAUGGUAUACUUACACACCAGCUUCCAUCUAAUAGCAACUUCUAGGUUUAUACAACAGAACUGAAAAUCAGAUGUUAAACAUUUGAUGUGUUUUAGAAGAAUCAGAUUAUUCUCUGAAUGUUUUAGGAACAUUUCCAUUUUGCUGCAUAUUUUAACAUUUUUAGAAUUUAAAGUUUAAUUUCAGUUGCAUUUUAUUAUUCAUACUUGGAGUAUUUCCACUAUAAAAAUAAGUGGAAUUGA
This is a messenger RNA of Pogona vitticeps (central bearded dragon), 5546 nucleotides long. It is a transcript of the gene MED1, whose product is annotated as mediator complex subunit 1. Gene Ontology annotation, molecular function: nuclear vitamin D receptor binding; transcription coregulator activity; nuclear retinoic acid receptor binding. Lineage: Eukaryota; Metazoa; Chordata; Lepidosauria; Squamata; Agamidae. The record is from RefSeq and is a predicted model, not a curated record. Gene Ontology annotation, cellular component: mediator complex. Gene Ontology annotation, biological process: regulation of transcription by RNA polymerase II; cellular response to thyroid hormone stimulus.